AUGGAGGACGAACGGACGCGCACCGCCGGGGCGGAGGAAGGGGAGGCGCACGUAGACAUAGAUGCGGGCACAGGGGCUGCGGGUAGCGGGGCCGGGGGUUCGCGGAAGCGGAAGCAGGCGCAAGGCGCGCGGAAGAAGGGAGGAGGGGAGAAGGUUCCCGCGCUGGUGAAGCGGGGUGGGCGCGCAGCGGUUGUGGUACAAGCGGUGCUGAGGGACGCGCAUGUGGGCCGCGCAGCUGCCAGGCAGCGAGGAAAGGGCGAUGGAACACCAGUGCAAGCGGUGCUGAAGGACGCCCACGUGGACCUCGCAGCAGCGAGGCAGAGAGGGAAGGGCGUGGUGGCGGCUGUGGAUGGCGCGGUGGAGAAACUAAGAGAAACACUAAGAGCCAUGCCGGAGGGAGAGCAGGUGAGCGCGAUUGUGGCUGGAAGCCCCACGGUGAUGCUCAUGCUCAUGCUCAUGCUCAUGCUCAUGCUCAUGCUCAUGCUCAUGCUCGUGGUGGUGCUGCUGAUGGUGAUGGUGCUCCCUUCACCCACCUCCCCUCCCUCAUUCCCUUUUCGUCCCUCACUUCCCCUCCCUCAUUCCCUUUUCGUCCCUCACUUCCCCUCCCUGAUUCCCUUUUCGUCCCUCACUUCCCCUCCCUCAUUCCCUUUUCGUCCCUCACUUCCCCUCCCUCACUCCCUUCCGCUCCCUCACUACCUUCCCUGCCUUCUCCCCCCUUCUCCUCCCUGUAUUCCGUUUCUCCCCGCCCCCACACCGUCCCACACUUACCUGCACCGUUCCACACCGCUCUGCAUCGCUGCAGGUGGCAGCAGGCGCAGCUCUGCCAUACGUGGAUGCGCUGGUGGGGGCGGAGGGGCCUCUGGCAGCAGAUGCGGCUCUGCCGUACGUGGAGGCGCUGGUGGGAGCGGAGGGCCCAGAAGCGUGCUAGAGCCCUUGCUUGCACCCACCCCUUUCUCCUCCACACCCUCCCACACCGCCCCAAACCGCCCCCCAUCACUGCAGGUGACAGCAGACGCGGCUCUGCCAUACGUGGAGGCGCUGGUGGGGGCGGAGGGCGUGAGGAGCCUCGCCUUCACCUUCCACCGCCCCUCGCACGUCCAUGCCAUCGGCAGCUUCGCCCACCACUCCGCCUCCCACCCUGCAUCGCAUGCGCAUGGGGGUGGUGAUGGGGGUGAUGGGGGUGAUGGGGGUGAUGGGGGAGAGGGCGGAAAGGGCGGAGAGGGCGGAGAGGGCGGAAAGGGCGGAGAGGGCGGGGCAGCAGGUGUGGGGAGUGUGACGAGGCCGUGCACGCAUGUGGACGUGGCUGUCGAAAUGCCUCAGGCGUGCUUCCGGGAAAAGGACGUGUUGAACCACCGCUACUUCGCCCGCCGGGCGCUGUAUCUCGCCACGCUGGCACGCCACCUGGCGGCGUGUGAUUGGGUGGCGGCGGUGGAGUGGAGCACUCUGAGGGAUGACGUGUGCAAACCCAUCCUCCUUAUCAUCCCCCGGGCGUGCAAGAGCUGGCCGCUGCGUCUGCUGCCGUGCCUGUCUCCCGCCACCUUCCCCGCCCGCAAGCUCGCCCCCUCACGCAACAACGUGCGCCAAGCCGCCUCUGCAGGAGGCGAGCUGCUGGCAACACCACGCUACAACAUGGGUGUGCUGGAGGAUGGCACUCACACGGCCGCCCAUCACCUCGUCUCACAUGCCAUCAGCCUCGUGCCCGCCCUGCCCCAUUCUCUCGUGCUGCUCAAGGUCUGGGCUCGCCAGCGGUACGGCACCAAGCGCCACGUGGCACCUGCUGAUUGGCUGAACGGUUUCCAGCUGUCUCUGCUGGCAGCACACGUGGCGUCGCCCCACAACCCCCACCGCCGCGUCAUGCCUGCCAUGUCAGCAUUCCAGAUCUUCCGAUGUGUCAUUGAUGCCAUGGGCAACGCGGAUCUCCUCCAGCAGCCCAUCCUCCUCGUCGCCCCUGAUGGCUCCCCCAACGUGCUCCAGGCCAAUGCUCAGGCGCGCAGGGACAUGCAGAGGGCGUUCGACUGGCUGCUCUGCGACCCAUCGGGGACCGUCAACUUCGCCUCCCGAGUCUCCAAGUCCGCCCUGCACCAGAUUCGUCUGGAUGCGCAGCACACGUACAGUGUGAUCAAGUCAGGGGGGGCGCCCGUGGCGUGUCUGCCGGGGCAGGCAGUGCUGCUCGCAUUUAUGCAGCCCUGCAGCCUGGCCGACAGAUUCGAUUUGAUCACCACUGUGCACGACACACCUCCUGCCACGCCCAAGGCGGCGCUGCUGCUGGACGAGCCCCCCCACCGGCGCAGGGAGGGGGCAGCAGCAGGUGUGGUGGCGAGGGGCAUGGGGGAGAGGGCCACGGCUGUGCGGGUGCACCCCAGGGAGGUGCCUUCUGGCUGGCGCCUUGAGCAGGGCCUGCCAGCAGUGGGCGGCGCGUCGGUGCUGAUCGGAGUGUCGCUGGCGUCGCCUGACACGGCUCUGCGCCUCGUGGACAAGGGGCCCAGCGCGGACAACAAGGCCGAGGCGCUCAAGUUCCGUGCUUUCUGGGGCCCCAAGGCAGAGCUGAGGCGCUGGAAGGAUGGCACCAUCACCGAGGCUGUGGCAUGGGAAGCCCCCUCCACGGAGCGCCACCUCAUCCCCUCACGCCUCAUCUCGUUUGUCCUGCAGCGCCACCUGGGGGUGGACGAGGGCGCUGUGAGGGCGGCUGCAGGGCAGCUGGACUUUGCUCUGCAGGUGGCAGGCAAGGACCCAGCAUCAUCCGCCCCGGCACUCAGCGCAGCCUUUGAGCGUGUGGCCUCGCUGCUGCGCCAGCUGCCCUCCCUGCCGCUCUCCGUCGUCGCCCUGCACUCCCUCUCCCCCGCAACAAGGGGAGCAGCGGCCUUCCCCCCAUCACCCUGCCCGCCUCCCUCUGCAGGGGGCGCAGCAGAGGAAGAGGGCGUGUGGCGGCGCUGUGUGGAUCCGGUUCCCGUGGCCGUGCAGCUCGAGGCGUCCAGCAAGUGGCCCGAUGAUCCCGAGGCGCUGCGCCUCACGCGCCACGCGUUCUGCCUGCAGAUCGCCAGCAGCCUGCAGGAGGCACACGGGGUGGCAGUGGAAGCAGCGCAGGGCGCCGUGGAUGUGAUGAUUGAUGGCAUUGCCUUCCGCCUCGUGCUGCUCCAUGACUAUGUCCCACCAGCCCAGGAUGUUACCGCCUCCUCCUCCUCCACAUCCCUCACUCCCCUCAUCACGCCCUCGCCCCUCACCGCCGUUCCCACCUCCCCCUCCGCCUUCUCCGAGACGCAUCGCACGCUGCAGCACCACAGCACACUCAACGGGCUCACGGGUCGCCACCCCACCUUCGGCCCCAUUGCAAGGCUUGCCAAGCGGUGGGUGGCUGCUCAUCUCUUCUCAUCGCACCUCAAAGAAGAGGCGGUGGAGCUGCUGGUGGCUCACACCCUCACCGCGCCCAACCCCCUGCUGCUGCCCGCCCCCAAGUCGCGACUCGCUGGCCUCCUCAGGUUCUUCCGCCUCGUGGCGUCGUACGAUUGGCUGUCGCAGCCGCUCAUAGUGGACGUGAACAGUGCUUUCUCUCCUGAAGACGUGCAGCAGAUUCAGGCUCGCUUUGACGAGCGCCUGCCACCCCACAAGGACACGCUGGGGAGCUCAGCACGCAGCGUGGCAAAGCGAUUGAAGCAGAGCGCGGCGGAGGGGGGCAGGGAGGGCGAGGGGGAGAAGGAGCGGCGCCCCGCCAUGUGCAUCUCCACGCCGUACGAUCGCGACGGCGCCAUGUGGACGCAUCUCGGACCGUCCGUUGAGGCUCUGGAGCGUCUGUGUGCCUUUGCCGAAAGUGCAGCGCAAGUGCUGGCACAGCUGAUCACAGGGGAGGGGGAGGAAGGGGGAGGUGGGGAGGAGGGAGGAAGAAAGGGAGGGGGCAAGGGGAAGGAGAGAGGCAAUGAAAAGCACAGGGCGGUGCAGUGGAAGUCGCUCUUCCUCUCACCGCUCUCCACCACAUUCGACCUCAUCAUUCACCUGGACCCUGCGUCCCUCCCCCACCACCACCGCGUCCUCUUCCCGGCCCCCAAGGCUCUCAGCACCACCAAGGGCUGGUUGCAAGUACCCUCGUCCCUCUCUCCAACAGAUCCCACCUCCUCCUCAUCCUCCUCCCCCUCAACCGCCCUCCCUCCUUCUCUCCACCGCCUCGCCUCUGCCGGCCCUCCGCUGCUCAUUGGCUUCAAUCCGACGGCUCUGCUGCUCACACACCUGCAGGAACGGUUUGGCUCGGUGCUCACCUUCUGGUAUGACGGCCUCUGUGGGAGCGAGGUGAUAGGUGCUACAUGGCGCAUUCCCAUUGGUGCAUCUGCUGACGGCGGUGCUGCUGCCCCCUGCCUGCCCCGCCGGGCCCAGCAAGCCCACCUGCUGCCGUGCUCCCACCAGUCUGAGCGAGAGCUGCUCUCUCCUUUCCUGCCGUCCCCACACCCUCCCCGCUUGUCUCUUGCCUCCCCAUGCCCAAUUCACUCACCUCACCACCUGCUUUCUCCACCCCUCACCCUCCCCACUCACCAGCUGCCAUGCGGAGUGGUGAAUGUUGCUGCCAUCAUUGAUGACAUCAGCAUCAUGGGUGCAGGCCUUUUGGCGUCUGUCCAUGUUCGGCAAUGA
Closterium sp. Naga37s-1 is the source of this 4614-nucleotide messenger RNA. Lineage: Eukaryota; Viridiplantae; Streptophyta; Zygnematophyceae; Desmidiales; Closteriaceae. The record is from the annotation of a GenBank genome assembly.